CGAAGGCGGAGGAGGGGGAGGACGGCCGCGAGCGACGCCGCCGGUGCCCAACGGUCGGUGCUCCGGCUGAGGCAGCGCGGUUGCAGCAGCCUGGUUUGAUCUGUGGAUGAAAUGAAUCAUGAUUUUCAAGCUCUUGCAUUAGAAUCUCGGGGAAUGGGAGAGAUGCAGACAAAGAGUCCAGUCACUCCUUUGGGCCACAAGAGGGCACCCUGCAGCUAGCUAACCCUCCCCUUCUUCAGAACAGCGUUUUCCAAAGAGUUUGUCAUUUUCAGAGGACUGAUUUAAGGGCAGCAGGGAACCUUCUGGGAUUUCCUUCUUUGCCUGUCUCUCUCUCACCAGUCUUCUCCUCCUUUCCUUACAGCUUUUGCCUACCAAAAAAUUUUGGGAACCUGAUGAUUCAACAAAAGAUGGACAAAAAGGCAUAUUUCUUGGGGACGAUGAAUGGAGAGAGACUGCAUGGGGAACUUCUCAUCAUUCAAUGUCCCAGCCUAUUAUGGUACAAAGAAGAUCUGGACAGGGUUUUCAUGGAAACAGUGAAGUAAAUGCAAUAUUGUCUCCGCGAUCAGAAAGUGGAGGCCUUGGUGUGAGCAUGGUAGAAUAUGUACUAAGUUCUUCUCCUGCUGAUAAAUUGGACUCUCGAUUUAGGAAGGGAACUUUUGGCACUAGAGAUGCUGAAACAGAUGGACCUGAGAAAGCAGAUCAAAAAGGCAAGGCUUCUCCAUUUGAGGAGGACCAAAACAGAGAUCGUAAACAAGGAGAUGAUGAUGAUUCUAAAAUAAAUGGCAGAGGUUUGCCAAAUGGAAUGGAUGCCGAUUGCAAAGAUUUUAACCGUACUCCCGGAAGUCGUCAAGCCUCGCCAACUGAAGUAGUUGAGCGCCUUGGCCCCAGUGCUAAUCCCCCAGAAGGACUGGGUCCUCUUCCCAAUCCUACAGCUAAUAAACCACUUGUUGAGGAAUUUUCAAAUCCUGAAACUCAGAAUCUGGAUGCCAUGGAACAAGUUGGUCUGGAUUCCUUACAGUUUGACUAUCCUGGUAACCAGGUACCCAUGGACUCUUCAGGAGCUACUGUAGGCCUUUUUGACUACAGUUCUCAGCAGCAGCUCUUCCAGAGGACCAAUGCACUAACGGUCCAGCAGUUAACUGCAGCCCAGCAGCAGCAGUACGCGUUAGCAGCGGCUCAGCAGCCACAUAUAGCUGGUGUAUUCUCAGCAGGCCUUGCUCCAGCUGCAUUUGUGCCAAAUCCAUAUAUUAUUAGCGCUGCUCCUCCAGGGACUGAUCCAUACACUGCAGCAGGUUUGGCUGCAGCAGCAACAUUGGCAGGUCCAGCCGUGGUUCCGCCACAGUAUUACGGUGUUCCGUGGGGGGUGUAUCCAGCCAAUUUAUUUCAGCAACAAGCUGCUGCUGCAGCAAACAACACAGCCAGUCAGCAAGCAGCGUCCCAAGCUCAGCCUGGACAGCAGCAGGUUCUUCGUGCUGGAACUGGUCAGCGUCCUCUUACUCCUAACCAGGGUCAACAGGGACAACAAGCAGAAUCACUUGCAGCAGCUGCAGCUGCAAAUCCUACUUUGGCAUUUGGGCAGGGUCUUGCUACAGGCAUGCCAGGCUAUCAAGUAUUAGCUCCAACCGCCUAUUAUGAUCAGACUGGUGCCUUAGUGGUUGGCCCCGGAGCAAGAACUGGCCUCGGAGCUCCAGUUCGGUUAAUGGCUCCCACCCCUGUUUUAAUUAGUUCAGCAGCAGCACAAGCUGUAUCUGAAAUUUAUUUUGCAGCAGCAGCAGCAGCAGCAGCUGGAGGAACUGCAAAUAGUCUUACAAGCAGCACAAAUGGUCUGUUUCGACCAAUGGGCACCCAGCCGCCCCAGCAGCAGCAGCAGCAGCAGCAACCACCAAGCACUAAUCUGCAGUCUAAUUCAUUCUAUGGGAGCGGUUCUUUGACUAGUAACUCCCAGAGCAGUUCUUUAUUUUCUCAUGGACCUGGUCAACCUGGAAGUACAUCUCUUGGCUUUGGAAGUGGUAGCUCUUUGGGUGCCGCUAUAGGCUCAGCCCUCAGUGGAUUUGGUUCAUCAGUUGGCAGUUCUGCAAGUAGUAGUGCCACAAGGAGAGAGUCUCUAUCUACUAGCUCUGACUUGUACAAAAGAUCUAGUAGCAGCCUAGCACCCAUAGGGCAACCAUUUUACAAUAGUCUGGGAUUUUCCUCCUCUCCAAGUCCAAUAGGCAUGCCUCUGCCAAGCCAAACUCCAGGACAUUCACUUACGCCACCGCCAUCACUUUCAUCACAUGGAUCCUCAUCCAGUUUGCAUUUAGGAGGACUGACCAAUGGUAGUGGUCGCUAUAUCUCUGCAGCACCGGGAGCAGAAGCGAAGUACCGAAGUGCUUCAGGCACUUCCAGUCUGUUUAGCUCCAGCAGCCAGCUCUUUCCUCCUUCCCGGCUUCGGUACAAUAGGUCCGAUAUUAUGCCUUCCGGCCGCAGUAGGUUAUUGGAAGAUUUCAGAAACAACCGCUUCCCAAACCUUCAGCUUAGAGACUUGCUUGGACACAUAGUCGAGUUUUCCCAAGACCAGCAUGGCUCUAGAUUCAUACAGCAGAAACUAGAAAGAGCUACUCCAGCUGAGCGACAGAUGGUAUUUAAUGAAAUUUUACAGGCAGCCUAUCAACUAAUGACAGAUGUUUUUGGCAACUACGUCAUACAGAAAUUUUUUGAGUUUGGGAAUUUGGAUCAAAAAUUAGCCCUGGCUACUCGGAUUCGUGGUCAUGUUCUGCCCUUAGCUCUGCAGAUGUAUGGCUGUCGAGUUAUUCAGAAAGCAUUGGAGUCCAUUUCUUCUGACCAGCAGGUAAUUAGUGAAAUGGUAAAGGAACUCGAUGGUCAUGUACUCAAAUGUGUAAAAGAUCAGAAUGGAAACCACGUUGUACAGAAGUGCAUUGAAUGUGUCCAGCCGCAGUCACUACAGUUCAUCAUUGAUGCUUUCAAAGGACAAGUGUUUGUGCUUUCAACCCACCCUUACGGUUGCAGAGUGAUCCAGCGUAUCCUAGAGCAUUGCACUGCAGAACAGACCUUACCUAUCUUAGAAGAACUUCACCAACAUACAGAGCAGUUAGUGCAGGAUCAGUAUGGCAAUUAUGUUAUUCAGCAUGUUCUGGAACAUGGGAGACCUGAAGACAAAAGCAAAAUUGUUUCCGAAAUCAGAGGCAAGGUCUUAGCCCUGAGUCAACACAAAUUUGCCAGCAAUGUAGUGGAAAAGUGUGUGACUCAUGCCUCCCGUGCGGAGAGAGCGUUACUGAUAGACGAGGUUUGCUGCCAGAAUGACGGUCCUCACAGUGCCUUAUACACCAUGAUGAAGGAUCAGUACGCCAAUUACGUAGUUCAGAAGAUGAUUGAUAUGGCCGAGCCUGCUCAGAGAAAGAUAAUCAUGCAUAAGAUUCGACCUCACAUUACUACUUUGCGCAAGUACACAUACGGGAAGCAUAUACUGGCCAAGUUGGAGAAAUACUAUUUGAAAAACAGCCCAGAUCUGGGGCCUAUUGGAGGACCACCAAAUGGAAUGCUGUAGAGGAGGAGGAGAAGGAAAGGAUUUUAACCAUGGGAAAAGUUUUUGUGAAUUAUCAAAACACAACUCAACUAUGAAUCUUGAGGUUUUUUCUUUUUUUUAAAGCAAAACUAUUUAUUGACUUUAUUCAUCCAUUUGUAAUUUUUUAAGGUUCUUGUGUAUAUUUAGGGGGUGGGGUGGUGAAUUAUAAAUUAUAUUCAACCCUUAGUGAAGACCUAUCAGAUUGGAUUGCUGGCAAAGCACAGAAUGCCUGUAUAUGAUGUAACUGUAUCAAAAAAACAAAGUUGUCACAUAUUUUGUAAAUUUUUACCUUGUAAAGUCACAAAAAUAGUUUUUAAAGGAAAGAGUACAGUAUUCUUUUAAUAAAUAAACUGGCGUGCAGUCUGGUAGGUCUACAACCCCAUAGCACAACAGGUUUAUAGAGAUGUAUAUAGAAUUAUAGUCCUUAUGUUUUUUGUUUGCCUGGAGCCUUUUAUAACAGAUUAACAAUCAGUUGCAUAAAUAUUAAUUAAUAUUUUAAAAAGAGAAAGUUAAGUUGUAUUUUGGUAAUUCACAAACUAUCAUGCAAAUAAAAGGUCAGCAAGUAACACAAGAAUAAAGUAACUUGAGGUCAGAAGAACCUAACAUUAUUUACAGUGGAUGUGGUUUUAACACAGAUACUGCCCUAUAAUGUCUCUGGCAAUGUACAGAAGUAUUGUAUAGGCUUACCUAUGUAAUUGUUAAGAGUUAGGAAAAAUAAAAUCAUGGCGACAAUUCCAUCCAGUAAAUGCACUAAUGAAAAGUUUCUUACUGACUUUUCAGUUUGGUUUGCAAUGAGAAAGAGUAAAAAUUUGUAUUUUGUUUCACUUACAGUUACAAAGACGUGGUGAGGAAGUGUUGGGCUUUAUUUUACUUUUUCAUAAUAGAUACAGAAACUAGGAACCAGGUAGAGUUGAAAAGGGGCCACUGCAAAUUAAGUCUGAUAGCUCAACAUUUAAGCAUGAUUACAUAUUCAGAUAGCUUUUUUUGCUUCCUAUAAAUAUAUGCAUUGUGUGUGUAGUGAUGUAAGUUUACACUUGGAAAGCAAUCUUGUUUCAAUGUUUAUUAGAAAAGCCUUGCUAAUUUAGUAGUGAUGCUUCCCUUGGUUGUACAGGUGUACAUUUGUAAACCUUCAUGCUGUAAAUGGAAUUUGUUUUAUCUCUUCGGGAAACAUUUGCAUUCUAGUGUACAUUUAUGUCCUUGCCCUCUUUGACCUGGCAAUAUAGUGUUGUAUAAUGUAAAUUUCUCCAAAUCAAGAGUGAUUUUUUAAAAAAUUUUUUAUCUUUAUAUGGUUUCAGAAGUAUGAACCAACUUUCUUUUUAUUAUUGUGAGAAAAAAUUUGUUUUAUAACAUAGUUGUUGACUCUGUUAAUACGGACAUGCUAGGAUUUGGGUCACUUUCAAGAAGUCAGGGUAUUGUGCAUAGUAGAAAGUGUUGGACUGAGAUCCUUGGUUAGCGUGGAGGCCCGUGCUUUUUCCAUCUUAGUAAAUGUGAUGUGACUUUUUUCUUUGUACAGAAGAGUACUGUAUUUUUGAAUAGCCUACUCCCAAGUAAGAACAAAUCUGUAUGAUAACUUUUUUUUCUCUGGACAUAAGACAUUAUAACAGUAACAUGAUGUACAUUUACAAGCGGCCUUAUGUACAUUUCCCAACAAUCUUUUUAAGGCAAAAUUGUGACCAUAUGUGUAUAAUUAAAAUCGUUUUUAAUCCUUUGCCUAUGAAAAUAUUUUGGAAAAAAACUUGCUUUGUAUAUUCAGUUUCUGAGAGAUAAAGACAGUGCUUUGUAUUUUGUUGGAGUCAGUAUUUUGUAUAAACAUUUAUGUUGAUCCACUUCUGUUUAGUGAUGAAAACUGAUAUGAACGUGCUGUGUCAGCUGACCGCGGAAGGGAUUUUUACUAGAGAGGAAAAGCAAUCUUCUGAGCACAAUAUUGACGAUGGAGGUUUUAUCACUAAGCUGUUCAUAUCAUGAACCUUAAUGGCAUAAAUUUUGGGGUGCCAGGAAUACUUUCCCUAUUGGACUCUGAGUUACUGUAAUGUUUUCUAACCCAACAUUCCUUGGUCAAGCCAUUAGCUCCACCUGCUUGUCACUGUGCCCUCUCUCUCAGUCACCUGGCUCCUCGGCAUGUGCCCGUCACAGUAGCAGUGCUUCUCCGCCCUGGAAAGCUGUGCAGCCUGCUUUGCUUUUCCAGCCCUCCAGUGACGUGGCCUCGUGUUGGACUUUCCUUCCCGGUGUCAGCCACGGCUGCGGAAUCGGAGGGGUCCUCUUUGGAGAUGGUUGACAUCUCUCCAGUGUUGAUGCGCUUGUUGCUAGCUGGCCUUUGUCCUUGCCCUCUGGUCACACAGGCAGUUACUGCUGCAGUUUUAGGACACGGUAAGCCCUAGAGAAUGUUACGUUGGGAAACCGAGCCCCUCAGGGGUCCUGAGGUUCCCACACUUCCCCACUGCUGACAACCCCAAUGUUUUCCGUACUUUAGACAUAUUCUAGAAAUAUAUCCCCUUUCCUUGUAGAGAUUUUAAGGUCUGCCAUUUUGGUGCCCACAGUUCCACCUUUUAGUACGUUGGCAUGGAAUUUUAGUAAAAUCUGACCUUUGAGAAUAAAGAAAUUUAAUUGGGUAGAACACUUAGGCUUGACUCUUAAGUGUCUCCUUUUGAUAUGAAAUGUUUCUGGACCAGAUUGUCCCUGCUCUUAUUGGUUCAUAUGAAAUGUUACCUUCACUUUGUAUAUUAUGUAUAAAUUAGAAAAUGAAAAAUGUGUGAAUAACAUUGUAUGAAAUAAACCUGGUCUUGUGUUUUCUCUAGAUAAAAUACCCCUCUGCACCUCAGUGAUAUUUGAGAUUGCCCAUUCACGUUUGUUCUCACUUAAGGAAAACAAAUAUUUUUAUUCAGUAAAUGGUAUUCUGGAACCUUCUCA
Molecule: messenger RNA, 6469 nt
Organism: Cavia porcellus (domestic guinea pig)
Lineage: Eukaryota; Metazoa; Chordata; Mammalia; Rodentia; Caviidae
Gene: Pum2
Product: pumilio RNA binding family member 2
Exons: 23
Coding region: 479-3544 (1021 amino acids)
Biological process (GO): miRNA processing; regulation of mRNA stability
Cellular component (GO): cytoplasm; cytosol
Molecular function (GO): mRNA 3'-UTR binding
Source: RefSeq, a predicted model, not a curated record